GAAGGCAGUGGCCAAGGUGCUUGGGACAAGUGAGAUAGACCAGCCCAGCGCCAAGAACCAGGUAUCUGCAGGGAAUACAGCUCCAGGCCAGCAGUCUAGGACCCAGACAGCCCCAAGCAGUGCCAGCCUGGAGCCAGCAGAACCAGAGCGUGGGGCCAGGCACGCAUCCCGCAACUGGGUGCAGGAUAUGUGGGCACAGAGCACGGCUUUACACGGAUGGGGUGACAGCACAAGCCAGGGAGGGGACAGCCGAGCUCUGGCCAGCACAGGGCAGGGGCUGCUGGAGGAGCCAUCCCAGAGCAAAGUGUCACAGCCAUGGCCCUGGUGCGACAGCGCAGGGAGCCGGUGCCAGCAAUGCCCAUCCCCGGAGGUCCAGCGGGCCCUGGCCAGGGCACAGCGGCAGCGGCUGCGGGCUCAGCACUGCCGGCAGCUCCAGCGAGAGCUGGGGGCUGGCACUGUGCCGGCCCAGGAGCACAGCGGGGAGUGGGACACAGAGCGCUGGCAGCGGGAGGUGACCGCGCUGGGCCUGAUUCUGGAGGCAGCGCUGCGGGAGCGGGAGGCGGCCGAGUGGCACCUGGAGGCCCUGCUGCACUGUCACCGCCAGGAGAUGCAGGCCUGCAGACAGCACCUGCUGCAGGUGCUCCGGGACCAGCAGCGCCUGGCGGAGGAGCAGCGGGCGGCCCUGGAGCGCCGGCACCGGGCGCUGCUGCAGAAGGCGCUCCAGGACGCUGCGGAGCUCGCCGAGCACAACCAGCGCCUGCGGGACACCCGACGGGCAGGCACGGCCGAUGCCACCACACAGAUCCCCUGAGCCACGCCCGGGGCGUGGGGACAGCUGGCCUGGCAGGAGCGGGUCCCUGCACCGAGCCACCGGCGGUACCAGGAGACUGGGCAGCCCCAGGCACAUGAGUUAUCCCAGGCCUCCGGCUGCUGCUCCCGAGGGAAAGCCUGCUCUCUGCUGGGAAUGUGGCUGUGGGAGCACAGGCUCAGCCUGGCGGGAGGGCUGCAGCCACAUGGAAUA
Molecule: messenger RNA, 1021 nt
Organism: Pyrgilauda ruficollis (rufous-necked snowfinch)
Lineage: Eukaryota; Metazoa; Chordata; Aves; Passeriformes; Passeridae
Exons: 6
Coding region: 188-811 (207 amino acids)
Source: RefSeq, a predicted model, not a curated record